CGCGUUCCAUUUAGUGUACUUGCUUUGCUCAUUUUCAGCCUUUACGAAUGUAUAUUACUGAUAUAUUAUACUCGACUGAAUCCAACAACCAAAUUAUUGUUAUUUUUUUUUCAAAACGCACACAUUUGUGCGUUAUAACGUCAUAAUAUUUGACCCUCGCCGUGCCGGAGAAGCGUCGUGAAGGAAACGAGGAGUCAUGACCAAACUCAUUCCCCUCCAUCUACACCCAGUUGUUCUCCAGUGCAUCUACCAUGUCAGGGAAAAAGCGCAAAGCAACCCUAGCAGUUGCUGCAGAGGCCAGUGCAAAGCAGCAGAAGGUGGAUUCCAACAAUUCCAAGAAGGAGAAGGCAGCAGGGUGGCUGCAGGAGCUUGUGCAAAUGCAAAGGUCCAACAAUAAGGACAUGAAAGUCAACAAGAAGCGAGUUCGAUUCAUAUCAGACACCCAGAAAACAAAACAGGACUCAAAUGGUGUCCUGUAUUGGAUGCUGAGAGACCACAGAAUUCAAGAUAACUGGGCGCUCAUCCACGCCCAACGCCUCGCCGUGAAGGAGAGCCUCCCGUUGCACGUCUGUGUCUGCUUGUCGGUCCCUAAAUCGGAGCUGUCCACCCUGAGACAUUACGGUUUUAUGCUGAAAGGUCUGGAAGAAGUCGAAAAGGAAUGCAAGUCUUUGGACAUCCAGUUUCAUCUGCUGCACGGUUCUGCAGGGAAAGUCCUGCCCGACUUUGUGUCUGAACACAGCUUUGGAGCGGUUGUGACUGACUUCUCACCCCUCAGAGAACCUCUAAAGAUCUUGGAGGAUGUCAAAAAGAUUCUUCCAGAUGAUGUUCCUCUCAUUCAGGUCGAUGCCCAUAAUAUUGUUCCAUGCUGGGUAGCGUCCCCAAAACUUGAGUACGCUGCCAGGACAAUUAGGGGAAAAAUUACUAAUCUCUUGCCAGAGUUCCUCACUGAUUUCCCACUGGUUGAGAAGCACACACACACAGCGACAGAAACCGCCAAACCAGUAGACUGGGCCAAAAUCCUGGCCUCCCUGCAGGUGGACAAAACAGUAGGCGAGCCAGAGUGGGCUCAACCAGGCACCAAAUCGGGAACGGCCAUGUUGGAGUCCUUUAUCGACGUUCGCCUCAAACUGUUUGGCACUCAACGCAACGAUCCAAACGUUGCCGCGCUCAGCCAACUCUCCCCCUGGAUCCGCUUUGGACACCUGUCUGCCCAGCGUGUGGCGCUGCAAGUCAAAAAGUGUGGGAAGAACGCCAGUGAAUCAGUUGCACCCUUCAUCGAGGAGUUGGUGGUGCGCAGAGAGCUCACAGACAACUUCUGCUUCUACAACAAGAAAUACGACAGCAUAGAGGGUGCGUACGAGUGGGCUCAAAAGACCUUGAAAGAUCACGCCAAAGAUGAGAGGCCCUAUCUGUACAGCCGAGGUCAGCUGGAGAACGCCAAGACCCACGAUAAGCUGUGGAAUGCAGCUCAGUAUCAGAUGGUCUCUGAGGGGAAGAUGCAUGGUUUCCUGAGAAUGUACUGGGCCAAAAAGAUUCUUGAGUGGACGUCUUCACCAGAAGAGGCUCUCUCCAUCGCUCUGUGUUUCAAUGAUCGAUAUUCGCUGGAUGGUCAGGACCCCAACGGCUUUGUCGGUUGUAUGUGGUCUAUUUGUGGCAUCCACGAUCAGGGCUGGGCAGAGAGAGCAGUUUUUGGGAAGAUCCGUUACAUGAACUACAAAGGCUGCCAACGCAAGUUUGACGUGGCACGUUUUGAGAAGAAGUACAGUCCCAAAAGUGUUUAAAAUGUUAACGCAAAAGAAAAAAAAAGAAAAAACUGUUUACAAGUUAUAUGCCAUCACCUCAGUGUGAUGUUUUAGUGCCCUUAUAUUUCUGCUUGUUAGUGUUUCUACAGAAAUGUAUGUUGUUUUUUAGAUGUUAUUUUCAGUGUCAGCAUUUGUAUCCAUUAAUACAUACUUUUUAUAUCCAUGGCUUGUAAGUUGUAUUACUGUUUGAGGGAUGGCUUUCUAAAAAAGCAUACUACGGUCUUUAUCGUUGUCUGAAAUCUUUGCAAUAAAGAGCGUCGCAAGUAACAAUUGUUUUCAAAGGUACUGAGGUGGGAGAAAAAAAACUAUCAACAAACCCUAUCGAGUGACCCCUCAUAUUAAAGCCCACGAUGAGGCCAUUCAAGGUGUGCUGUUAUUCGUGGUGUUAUUUCACGUGGGACCACACAAUCACGCAAAGAAACACUUUGGCAAGGAAAUGGGUCCAAUUUGUGGCAAACAGAAGCAGCUGCGUUUGAAAAAAACCCCAAAAAACAAGGCAAAUAGACAUACAGGUUCACCAUAAUAGUGGAUGCCAUCCUACGUGCCCA
Molecule: messenger RNA, 2350 nt
Organism: Entelurus aequoreus (snake pipefish)
Lineage: Eukaryota; Metazoa; Chordata; Actinopteri; Syngnathiformes; Syngnathidae
Gene: cpdp
Product: CPD photolyase
Exons: 10
Coding region: 252-1781 (509 amino acids)
Biological process (GO): photoreactive repair
Molecular function (GO): deoxyribodipyrimidine photo-lyase activity
Source: RefSeq, a predicted model, not a curated record